AUGGGCGACCCCGGAACAAGGAGGAGGGGGCAUCGGCCACGGCGGCGCCGGCGCCCGUCCUCUUGGCCCCUCCUGCCGGACCACCUCGUGGAGGACAUCUUCACGCGGCUGCCGCCCAAGUCCGUCGCCGUGUCCCGCUGCGUCUCCCCGUCCUGGAACCGCCUCAUCUCCUCGCCCGCCUUCGGGCGCCUCUACCACAAGGCCAAGGCGGCGGAGGCGGCGUCCGAUCCGGCCAGGUUCGUCUCCGUCCCGGUGAACCCACACCAGCACCGGCACCAGCGCGCCACCAAGGUCUGGCUCGAGAGUGACGUGAUGCCCAAGGAUUCUGCGUGCGUGGAGUGCCCCAGGGUGUUCGCCGGCGCCGGCAUGCCGUGCCACGGCGUGGUGCUCGCCGGCAGGCCGUGCCGGGGGGAGUUCUUCGUGUGCAAUCCCUCCACCGGCGGCGUGCUGCUCCUCCCGCCGCGCCGCCCGCCGUGGUACUUCUACAGCGCCGGCCUCGGCUACGACGCGGGCGCCGGGAAGCACAAGGCCGUGCUGCUCGAGCGCGUCGGCGGCCUGCCGCCGGUGCCCAAGCGCUGGGAGAUCCCGAGGCUCCAGUGCAACGUGGUCACCGUCGGCGCCCGCCAGUGGCGCUGGCGGGCGCCGCGAGGCCGGAGGACGCCCAUCAUCUGCGAAGGCUCGCUGGUGUCGGACACGACGGACCCGCUGUUCGCCGACGGGCGCCUCCACUGGAUGCUCACGGAGCGGGCUGCAGACGGCGCCCAAGGUGACCUCGACGGCAUCCUCGCUUUCGUCCUCGGCAACGAGUCCUUCAAGCGCAUCCCGCUGCCGCCUCUUGCACUGCCGUCGGCUGACCACCCGCCAGGUUAUCCGCCGCCAUUGGGUGCGACUCUAGCCGAGCUCGACGGCCGCCUCUGCUUGCUGCAAGACCUCCGUCGCCGCAAACACGGUGUCGCUUUGUUCGAUCUUUGGAUGCUCCGGGACUUGACGUCCGGGUCCUGGUCGCUGGAUCGCCGCAUUGAUCUGAAGCCCCAUGUAGACAAGGAACUGAUGCUGCCAUUGCACGUUUCCGUGCUCUGCUAUGUCGGUGGUGAGAUCCCCGCCAAGAGUAAGAAGAAGAUACUUCUUGCGACCACCAUGGGGAGGGUAUACUUGUAUGAUCAAGACACCGGAGAGCUGCACACCGUGGCCAAGAAUAAGGGCUGCGCAAAACAGUACAUGCGCCUUGUGCUUUACCAGGACUGCAUUGUCCAAUUUGAUGGCAUGGAGUAUGGCAAAGAAGACAUCAAGUUCAAGCUUGUCACGGAGGAAAGCAACUCUGAACCUGGUGUGGCGUUCCAUUCAGAGGUUUAA
Messenger RNA from Panicum virgatum (switchgrass), 1353 nucleotides. Its product is annotated as putative F-box protein At1g50870. Lineage: Eukaryota; Viridiplantae; Streptophyta; Magnoliopsida; Poales; Poaceae. The coding region runs from base 1 to 1353 and encodes 450 amino acids. Gene Ontology annotation, molecular function: protein binding. The transcript has a single exon. The record is from RefSeq and is a predicted model, not a curated record.